UGAUUGUCGAACAAGUGGGUGUGCUCAGUUCUAAUUUUGUCGGCCUCCAGUAAUAUCGUGCAGUUAUUUCAUAAAAAUUAAAUUUGUGUUCACCAGUAACUAUGGCCACCGAUAAUUUGACUGCCGUUCUAUACGGAAUUGAAGAUAUCAGAUUGGAACAACGCCCGAUACCAGAAAUCGAGGACCAUGAGGUUUUGCUUGAGAUGGAUUGCGUUGGAAUUUGCGGAUCAGAUGUCCACUACCUAGUCCAUGGACGAAUUGGUGAUUUCGUUGUAGAGAAACCCAUGAUUAUUGGACAUGAAUCGUCUGGCGUUGUAGCUAAACUUGGAAAAAACGUCACAAAUUUAAAAGUUGGCGAUCGAGUUGCUAUCGAACCUGGAUUUGGUUGCAGAACCUGUGACUUUUGCAAGACUGGACGCUACAAUCUUUGCGAAAAGAUGAUAUUCUGCGCCACCCCACCAGUUAAUGGAAAUUUGAUGAAAUUCUACAAACAUCCGGCUGAUUUUUGUUUUAAACUACCACCAAACGUAACCAUGGAGGAAGCUGCUGUUCUUGAACCGCUUUCGGUGGGUGUUCAUGCAUGUCGUCGAGCCGGAGUUGGACUUGGUUCAGAAGUUUUAAUCCUCGGAGCUGGACCAAUUGGUCUAGUCACCCUUAUGACAGCUAAAGCGAUGGGCGCAGGGAAAGUUUUAAUUACUGAUAUGGUAGAAGGAAAACUGGAGAUUGCAAAGAGUUUGGGCGCUACUUACACAAUGCUUGUGAAAAAAGAUAUGACUGAGGAAAGUUUGGUUAAGCAAGUGCAUGAGAUAAUGGGUUCGGCGCCAGAUAAGGCUAUUGAUUGCUGUGGAGGAGAAUCUACUUCGAGAUUAGCAAUUUUGGCAACCAGAUCAGGUGGAAGUGUUGCUAUCGUGGGCAUGGCUCAAGCUGAAUCAAAGUUACCAGUAACUAAUGCUAUCGUUCGAGAAAUAAAUAUCCAUGGAGUUUUCCGUUAUUGCAAUGAUUAUGCUUCUGCAUUGGCAAUGGUGGCUAGUGGAGCCGUAAAUGUAAAGAAAUUAAUUACUCAUCACUACGACAUCACUGAAACGGAAAAAGCUUUUGAAACUGCCCGAUAUGGCCACGGUGGAGCAAUUAAAGUUAUGAUUCAUUGUCAGCCACGAGAUAAAAACAACCCCAAACCAUUUGAUUCGUAAAAUAGGGCUCAACCGUUCACCGAAAAUAAUUAGCAAGAAAAUUACUCCAACCACCGACUAUACUUUCGGACACAGUUCAAAAUUGGGACCACUGCUGUUUUUGAAGUCAAUAUUUAGCAAUUGUAAACUUUGCGAUUUCUAAAAGGAUCAAUAUCCAGUUCAAGAU
Hermetia illucens (black soldier fly) is the source of this 1356-nucleotide messenger RNA. RefSeq names its product sorbitol dehydrogenase-like. Gene Ontology annotation, biological process: D-sorbitol catabolic process. The record is from RefSeq and is a predicted model, not a curated record. Gene Ontology annotation, molecular function: zinc ion binding; L-iditol 2-dehydrogenase (NAD+) activity. Lineage: Eukaryota; Metazoa; Arthropoda; Insecta; Diptera; Stratiomyidae. Bases 102 to 1190 code for a protein of 362 amino acids. The transcript has 7 exons.